This is a messenger RNA of Mya arenaria, 4447 nucleotides long. RefSeq names its product prospero homeobox protein 1-like. Gene Ontology annotation, molecular function: DNA-binding transcription factor activity, RNA polymerase II-specific; RNA polymerase II cis-regulatory region sequence-specific DNA binding. NCBI's taxonomy places the organism in Eukaryota, Metazoa, Mollusca, Bivalvia, Myida, Myidae. The transcript is spliced from 5 exons. Gene Ontology annotation, cellular component: nucleus. Gene Ontology annotation, biological process: regulation of transcription by RNA polymerase II. The coding region runs from base 360 to 2516 and encodes 718 amino acids. The record is from RefSeq and is a predicted model, not a curated record.
CACGCCUUUUUAGACACCAAGUUAUAAUCUUUAUAUAUUAAUCUUCAAUCUUUUGCUUCGCAAUGUACAAGUGAAUAGCAUAUUAACAGGUGACGAUUGACAAUCAUCAUCAAGAGAGAACGACAGUGAUUAUAAAAGAAACAUUCGAACUUUUAUCGUUUCGUCCCCAUAUUUGUUUAUUUUAUGGAUGCAUUAAAUGCGUCGGAGGACUUUAAAAAGUUUAGUUAUUGAAUGUGCAAAGACAGUUGGACUACAACAGCAGUUUCUUCUGAAAAAAGUUGCAUAUCCUGUAACAAGCAAGACGUGUGUUUCCAUGUGUGUUGACUUGCCAACACUCUAUAACAGAGACCAGUGCUAAGAUGGUCAACAUUGAUCACACUUCACAAUCGCCUGCAAUUCUUAGGGAGAUAUUACAAAACCGCGAGGCCCUACCACAUGACCCUGUUACUUUAAAACCCAGGAUGCCAGAACACACUAAGACCAUGAUGUCCGUCCACGAGAGUUCGCUGUCCGUGAACGAGCUGAAUAGCGACCGCAUGAGUCGGUCUGACCGCGGAUCAGAUUCUGGAAGUGACGAGGAGUCGAGUUUCCUUGACCAGAGUCGCGUAGACGAAACGGAAGUGGAUGACGGGAAGUCAGAUUUAGACGAGAACCAGUCAAAUGGCGGAACAUCCGGUGAAGAGGGCAAAGACGCAAAGCGCGCGCGCGUUGACAAUCUGAUGACCGCAAUGCCACAUCCGUCACCGUUUGACAUCGAAGCUAUGUACGGCAUGGCGGAGGGCCGCCGAAAGCGGAAGCAGAGUCUACCUCAGCAGCUGGAACAGGCGGCCAAGAUGAGGCGGCUUGAGGGACACCAAUACGAGGAAGAUAUGUGGAACCUGCGGCACCAGCUGAGCGCUGUGCAGAACUAUUUCCGCCACUUUGAUGAUAACAUUCCAAAGCCCAUGAACGGGUUUGGGGGGAUGGAAAACAUCCAGCGUCUUCAUCAGGUUUACUUCGCUAAUCUCUCGGCCGCGAGACGCGCUGAAGAGCUUCAGAAAGAGCAGCAGCAACAACAGACUGCACAGGCCAAAGCUGCCAUCUUGGGCGCAUUUGAAAAAAGGGUGGCAAGUGAACAUGAUCGUUACAAUAUAGCUGAACAUGUACGUGAAACAGUAAAUGCCAAUAAGGGUCUCUCACAGGGUGUUGCUGAACUCAACGACAAAGAGCUCAAUGAACUUAUAACUUGUUUAAAAUCAAAAAUAGAGGAUGCAGUUAGUGCUACAGUUGAUUCUGAGCUUUCAAAGUUUUUCUCAAACCGCAAUAAGCAGAAGGACAUGCUAAAUGAACUGAACAAAACAGAAUUUUCUAGAAACGGCGAUAUGAAGCCAAAUGACCAGGAAAAGAAAACCACAGAUCAUUCAUUAAAUCACAUCCUACAAAUGCCAGACAAUAAAUCAAACCCCUUUAACAACAACAACAUAUUUCGCCUUCCAGAAAGGCAGAGUGCGUUUGAACUCCCAAAGCUUUCCGGUGGGUUAACUGAUAUCCCGCGGCCGGCGUUUCCACCACAUCCGCCUCUUGGCUAUCCUCCCCUGUCAUUUUAUCUCCCCACGUCGCUCCAUCCACCAUCCAUGUACUCAUGCCCCAUCGUUUCCCCGGAGCAGACGGAAGCCCUGUCGCUCGUCGUCAACACACCUAAGAAGAAGCGCACCAAGGUUACAGACACGCGCCUUUCUCCGCGUGCUGCGCGCGCACUCCUUCACGAAAAUGGCUCACUUGGCACAGUAUUUGACCAUGAGAGGGUGCUUAAUUCGAGCUUCGGGCAGAUGAAUCCUUCGUGUCUGCCCACCAGUGUUGCGGUCCCCAACCCGAGCCUCCAACAGUCUGAACUCAUGAACUACUACAAAGAACAGCGCAUGUGCGGCUCACCCGCCGACCACGAGCGCACCUCCCCUGGCUCCGCGUCCCCCUCCGACACCGGAUAUGGAUACAUGAAGUCUGACUUCUACGGCGACAAUGACGUAUUCGACGCACAUGGCAAACAAAUCACGGACACCCUAACCCCGAUGCACCUGCGAAAGGCUAAGCUGAUGUUCUUCUACGUCCGCUACCCGAGCUCCGCCAUCCUCAAGGUCUACUUCCCGGACGUCCAGUUCAACAAAAACAACACGGCCCAGCUCGUCAAGUGGUUCAGCAAUUUCAGGGAGUUUUACUACAUCCAGAUGGAAAAGUACGCGCGUCAGGCGAUCGCGGAGGGCUGCAAGCACUCCGAAGAGCUAGCGGUGACGACGGAUUCUGAGCUGUACCGCAUUCUCAACCUCCACUACAACAGGAACAACCAGAUCGAGGUCCCAGAGAACUUCCGGUUGGCGAUCCAAAACACGUUGCGGGAGUUCUUCCUGGCGGUGGUGGCGAACAAGGACUCUGAGCCUUCGUGGAAGAAGCCCAUCUACAAGGUUAUCGCGCGAAUGGACGACUCCAUCCCAGAAUUCUUCAAGUCGCCAAACUGGAUGGACCAGCUCGGAGACGCUUGAGUGACGCCUGCUGACCGAGGGUUGGCCGCCAAACGGAGCGGGCCGGCCGAAUUGGAGACGCGUGGUAUAUUGUUGUACAUUAUGUAUAUGAUUCAAUAUAAACACGUAUUUUGACAGAAAAAAACGAACGUUUGAGAAACGAGUUUUAAUAUACGUGGGACGUGUUUACCCGUUCCCGACAUGUGUGAACCUUUCUUGACUAAUAAUACCUUGCGUAUUAGCAAAUAACGUCUAGUUGAAGCGGGUUUAUAGCUAAAGUGUGAAUUUAUAAUUACAUUACUGACCGACUUGGUGAAUACAGACGUGAUUUUGGUAGGUGGCCAUGGGUUGGUCAAUUUCCAAACAUCGUGCCAGUCACGUGACACUCUAGGAGCGGUGAAUGAGAAGACUCGAGUGGAAACAUUUGAGAAGUCUAUGAGCAAUGUAUAUUUUGUAUUGAGUGCACUUUAUAGUGCGUUUUGUAAUAGGUUUACUGAAAUCAAUAUUAAUUAUGGCGAAAAUCAAAGGCAUUGUGCAAUGGCUGGUGUUUCUUAGUUGUGGUUAGUUUAUCUUUUUAUAAUAUUUUGUAUGUAGAACUUAUAUGUUUUGUUAGAAAAUGUGCAAUGGACAGAUAUACGAAAAUAAACCUGACAAUCUUUGACAUUUUAAAUAGAAUCAAGCAUUGUGCCCUUCGAUUGUCAUUUAGAGUCGUUUUAUGUCGCUUACGUAUCAUGGCAGACAUGUUGGGAUCAUGUUGUCCGGCGGCGUCCUCGUUGACGCCAUCGUCGUGCAUGGCGUCACGCUUUCAUGUCCGCUUUCGAGCUUGAGUAUUUCUUAUCCAAACUUGGUUACAAUGUUACGGCCCUUGAAUUGUCCGCUCUUGAGCAAUUCUUAUCCAAUCUUUGCCAAACUUGGUCGCAUUUUUUAUGAGAAUAAUAUCUUGAACACAUUCGGUCAACAGCCGGUCAGUAUCAGUACUACUUAUAGUUAUGUAUGAUAAUAACAAUAAAAAAAUACCAUUAGUAAAAGCGGGCGCCCUAAACAGGCGAUAUUUUUAAUGCGGAAUUCUAGUUAUAAUGAAGUAACCGUUAAAGAAAUCCUGGCAUUCCAGUAAUUCCACUUAUACACUAUUAUUUUAUUCUCACGGAUCUAGUCAAAACCAGACGUACAUUUAUUGUCAUUGCAUUCGUGUAACCAUUUUGUAGCCUAGUAUUAUAGUUACAUAUAUUUACAUUGAGAGAUUACCAUGUUUUCAACAUGUAUAGUUGUUUUUCUAAGAUGUACAUACAUUCAUAUUAAACCAUCAUGCUUAUCUAAAAGGACUUUGCAUAAUUCAUUGAAAUAUUAACAUAUUUAUUUUAUUUACCGAGUAAUUAUUUUCUCUCAUUAGAAAUACAUCACGGUUUUAUACAUUAAACCCUUUUAAGAUAUGAUGGAUUCUUGACACACAGUGAUGUAUGUAUUGUUGUGGAGAUUUUGCCCCCAUGCAAGCAGGCACAACAUGUUACCAUACAACAUUUCAAUUAAAUAUCUUGAGGCAGGCAAUACAGGAGAUAAUUAAUGCCUCAGAAUGAUAUAUAGCUAUGAAUAAAUGUUUUAUCUUUUGAUAAAAUGAAUCAUAAUAUUAAUAUACACACACACAUUUUCUUGUCAGCAGAACAUCUAUUAUUUCCCAUUUUUGUCACUUCACUGUUUUAAGUUUAGCAAUGAUUAAAUGCUGUCCAUAUACUAACCAUUCCCCCCCCCCCCCUCCCCAACUUUUAUCCCAUCCCUUUUCAACUUAUUUAUACUAUGUACAUGUAUCUAGUACACACGUGUCAUCCUUGCUGUACAUACGAGUAUUUAUUUUACAUUCCUCUUUGGCACAUGUGUUUCGUAACAUUCAUACAUUUUCACAUUAUUUGAUUGUUAUACUGUUAUGGCUACUAUAAUUAUGUUUGAUAUUACUACAA